UGCAAAGUAACAAUUAGAAAGAACGGUUAGUCCUGUGAGUUCAGUUCAUAUUGUGUUCAGCCAGCUAAAGUUUUGUUCAGUCAAGUACAAGACUCGAGCCAGACACCAUGAAGUUGUUCUGUUUCAUGAGUUUGUGUGUCUUCAUGACUCUAGUUUCAGGUUCAUUAAUUAUAAAGCUAGGUCCAUGCUGGGAAGGAUGCACUAUGGGACAAGAUGACACAUGCCCGGAAGGUUUUGAAUGCAAGUCAUAUCAUUGUGGACACGAAUGCUACCCAAUUGCAGAAGAUAUAAAGAUAGGUCCAUGCUGGGAAAGAUGCACUGUGGGACAAGAUGACACAUGCCCGGAGGGUUUCGAAUGCAAGUCAAAUGGUUGUGGACACGAAUGCUACCCAACGUCCACUGCCUCUCCUACCCCUCGGACAGGCUUGUGCCACGAAUUGUGUAGAACUGACCAGUCAACUGAUACAUCUUUACCUGCAUGCCCUGAAGGCUAUCAAUGCCUGUCUAAUGGGUGUGGACACGAAUGUUAUCCAAUUAUAAAAAAGUUCCAGCCACUCUGCCCUGAUAUUGUGUGUAUCCGAUCUUGCCCAUUUGGUUAUGAGUCACGUGAUGGAUGUUCCACUUGCUCAUGCAAAGAAAUAAUCUAAAAUAAAGUUAUAAUAGAACGAAGAAAA
Molecule: messenger RNA, 674 nt
Organism: Biomphalaria glabrata
Lineage: Eukaryota; Metazoa; Mollusca; Gastropoda; Planorbidae
Product: WAP four-disulfide core domain protein 3-like
Exons: 5
Coding region: 108-647 (179 amino acids)
Molecular function (GO): serine-type endopeptidase inhibitor activity
Source: RefSeq, a predicted model, not a curated record